CCGCCGCCCCUACCCUCCUCUCCCUUCGGCUUCCCCACCACGACAAAACCUCGUCCUCAUCGAGUCAAAACAACCCAUGAAACCCUAAAACCCCAAUCCCCCCAGCCCAAUCCGCCAUUGCCUCCCCGAUGCAAGCGUCCGCGCGCCUCUACACCGCCGCCGCAUCCAAGCGGGUGAUUGCGGGCGUCUCUAGCACGAUCUCGCGCUCGUGCCACCGGACUUGCCGAUGGAAGUCACAUGCCGCGCCGCUGUCCGCUCAGGAGGCGCCCAAAGGGCCAAAGAGGAUGACCAAGCAGGAGAGGAGGGUUAAAAUAGAGAAAUUUGUUGAGGAGUAUAAGGCAUCGAAUGAUGGUAAAUUCCCCACGAUGACGACUGUUCGUCAACAUGUUGGAGGGGGUCACUACACGGUGAGGGAGAUAGUUCAGGAACUUGAGUACAACCAGAGAAUGUUACAACUGGACCAGUCUAAGGCAGCUGAGCUGCCCGAAACAGCUGAACAUUCUGAGCAUUUAAAGCCCAAGGAUGUCCAUGGAAAUGCUCAAUUUAAUUCUGAAAGCUUCAGUGGAAACCAAAAUACAGAUGACCUUCACCUCUCCCAGAAAGUUGCUGCUACCAGCACUGAAAUCAUAGAUAAGACUGAAACAUGGAGAUUGGAAGAAUCACAGAUGACAUCAGGCACUUCUCAUUACACUGGAGAAACAGAAGCUGUCAAGCAAGACCUUCACACUGCAGAUAGUUUACAGGGUGCAAAUGAAUCAAUCAAGUCAUGUCAAACAGAAAGUGACAGCAUAAAGAAUGAAGAUUCCAUAUCUCUGGGACUAGAUACUAAAUCAGAUCCAACUGACCUAGAACUAGGGGAAAGCAAAUCUGACAAGAUAGAGCUGAAUAGUACAGCAAGGUUUAAGAAUGUCAGUGAACCACCUGUAUCAGAUCCAAUUGAAGGUGAUAAGACGGUCAAGGCAAAUGUACUGGACAGAGAAGAGAACCCGGAGGUUGAGCCGAAGACAGGUCUUUUUGGGAGCCUGAAAUCUUUUGCUUCUGGGAUCAGAAAUUUUUGGAGAAAACUGUGAAUUUCUUGUUAUGUCUGGAAGAUGACACAUUCCUCUUGCUGCUACGACUUUGCGAGGCUGGAGCAAAUUAUGACGUUUUCUGAAAGCUGUAGAAUUGGUUAUCAGCCUUUGAAAUUUGUGAGCCUGAAGCAAAUUGUAAAGUCGCCUUUAAGCUACCGAAGUAAUGGUCAAAUUCAUGCUGUCACGUUACUGACAAGCUAGGUAUGAGCAUUGUGUAUCCAUUGGGCGAUCAUUUUAGUUUUUGGUGACAGGGCCAAUAGUUCUGUUUCCAUCCCAUGCAAUUACAUACGGCAAUCAUGUUCGAGUUUC
Molecule: messenger RNA, 1379 nt
Organism: Oryza sativa Japonica Group (Japanese rice)
Lineage: Eukaryota; Viridiplantae; Streptophyta; Magnoliopsida; Poales; Poaceae
Source: RefSeq, a predicted model, not a curated record